AAAUUUUGCAACCAGAGAAGUCUGUAACUCGAAAAGUCUGAGGCGAGAGUCGUGCCUUGCUGAGCCUUCCCAACCUCCAGAGAGGCAUCUUGGCCGCAGAAUUAAAGGCUCCGUGGUCCCGUCCUGAAUGGAAACCGUCGGGCUAGAAUUGGCUGGACCCGAACCGGGAAGAAGCUCGGGGGCUUCGGAGAUGCAGGGCGGUGGAGACUUCUGGGGCCAGACGAUGGAGAAGCUCCUGCAGGGGAACGGGUCUCAGUGGGCCGAGAGCAACUGCAGCAACUUUAACAACUUCCGGGAAUUCUGCUACCAGAAGGCCGAAGGGCCGCAGGAGGUUUGCGGCCGGAUCCACGACCUCUGUCGGCGGUGGCUGAAACCGGACCGGCACACAAAGAAGCAGAUCCUGGAUCUGGUGGUCCUCGAGCAGUUCCUGAAAGUCUUGCCGCCCAAGAUGGAGAACUGGGUGAGGGAAUGUGGGCCAGAGACCAGCGCCCAGGCGGUGGCCCUGGCCGAGGGCUUCCUCCUGAGUCAGGCGGAGCAAGCCCAGGUAAGAGUGAGUUUGGGCUUCGUCCCGGCAGAAGCCAGAAGGGGCUAGUAACAUGAAGCAAGGCUACUUGGGGGAAAAAACCAAGUGGUCUCUCUGGAGGCUCUCCAAGGAAGGAGCAUGCCAGCACCAGAGAGGACGGUGAUGGCUAAGGGGUGGAUCCAGCUGUUCUUGUGGGAAG
This is a messenger RNA of Pogona vitticeps (central bearded dragon), 722 nucleotides long. The record is from RefSeq and is a predicted model, not a curated record. NCBI's taxonomy places the organism in Eukaryota, Metazoa, Chordata, Lepidosauria, Squamata, Agamidae.